This is a messenger RNA of Seminavis robusta, 1569 nucleotides long. The record is from the annotation of a GenBank genome assembly. NCBI's taxonomy places the organism in Eukaryota, Bacillariophyta, Bacillariophyceae, Naviculales, Naviculaceae.
AUGAGUCCAGUAGGAAAUCAGAAGAAGAAUGGUGACGACAACAACAACAAUACUAUUGAACCAGUGGUGAUUAUCGGCGCCGGCUGGGCGGGAUUGAGCGCCGCCAAGGACUUACUUAUUAACCAAGGCAUCCAAGCCAAAAUUCUGGAAGGUCGUCCAGUGAUGGGAGGUCGUUGUCGUACGGGUGUUGCGGAGGAUGGAGUGACGGCCAUUGAAUAUGGUCCGCAAUGGGUUCACGGCGUCCAGGCCAAGAAUCCCAUUUACCAGGCGGCACUGGAUGCCGGUGUGGAAAUGGCCCGUUCGGAUUACAACAGUCAAAUCAUUCUGCAAGAUCAUGUCGACAAACCCACGACGGAAGCGUCGGAAGAACGCAUGAAAUGGAUGGAAGAUUAUUUGAUGGAAGGCAAGGGCGGCUUUUGGGCCUAUCAAGAACGACGACAGGAUAAAGACAAUAAGGACUGUUCCUUACGACAAGCCGCAGAAGACUUUUUGGAUAAGAUUGAUGCUACAGACGAACAACGACUCUGGAUGUGGUACUUGCUGGAUUGUAACACGGCCCAAGAAUACGCCGCGUCGCUGGAAGACUUGUCCAUGUUCUGGUGGGAUUCCGAUGAAGAAAUGAAAGGAGGAGAUGUCUACCUCACACAAGACAUUCAUGGCGGAUACAAGGCGGUCCUGGAACAUUUCACCAAAGACUUUUCCCAAAAUAUUCAAUACAACAGCAAAGUCUCCGCCAUUGACUACAGUCACCAGGACCGGGUCGUCGUCACAUACACACAGGACGAUGGCGCUGUCCAAACCAUCACUGCUAAAAAAGUCAUUGUCACGGUCCCACUGGGCGUCCUUCAAAAGAAUAUCAUUCAAUUCACACCCGAUUUGCCACACGACAAACAACGUGCCAUUACGCGAAUGGGAAAUGGAGUCCUCAACAAGUGCAUCUUUAUUUGGGAGGAUUCGGAUGCCGACAACUUGCCAUGGCCGGCCGAUAAGGAAUGGAUCGAACGCAUGGUUACUGGGAAAGACCCCAAACAGCCGCAAGGAUUGUGGACGGAAUUUGUCAAUUAUCAACCCAUCAAUGGACGACCCGUCUUGUGUGGAUUCACCGUAGGACGGAUUGCCGAACAAGUGGAGGAAUUGUCGGAUCAGGAAAUUCGAGAUUCUGCGUUUGACGCAUUGAAAAAGAUGUUUUGCGACACGGAAAUUCCGGAACCCAAACAAGUGAUUAUCACUCGAUGGGGCGACGAUGAAUUCACGUAUGGAUCCUAUUCCUUCAAUGCCGUGGGUGGAAAUCAGUCCGAUCACUCUCGCAUUGCCGAGGGAGUCAACAAAAAGCUCUACUUUGCCGGGGAACAUUGUCAUUUACAGUAUUUUGGAACCUGCCAAGGAGCCUACAUGUCGGGAACCAAUGCCGUCAAACAACUGGUUCGAGAUGCCAACAAGGGAGGAGCGAAGAAGGGCAAGAAAAAGAACAACAACAAGAACAAAAAGGGGUUGCUCCAAGAACGGCUUGGUGGUUGUUGCCAAGGACUCGUGACCUACCUGCGUGGCGCUUGGCGUGGUUGUAAAUGA